Molecule: messenger RNA, 1926 nt
Organism: Auanema sp. JU1783
Lineage: Eukaryota; Metazoa; Nematoda; Chromadorea; Rhabditida; Rhabditidae
Source: the annotation of a GenBank genome assembly
AUGGGUGGGUUGAGUAGCGUUGGUGUUCUAUGGGCUAUAUUAUCAUCCCUUGCAUCCUUCUUCAUAAUAGGUGGAGUGUUAACUCCCGAAUGGCUGAUAGGUCAAAUCUCCGCCAAAGAUAUUACCUUACGCGCAUAUUUUGGUUCAUACAAGCGAUGUAACUAUCCUGUAAUCGACAAAAAUUCUAACACAAUUGCUCUUGCUGCAGCUUGUGGUAGAUAUGAGUCUUUUGCAGCAAUACCGUCUCAGUACUGGCAGUUAUCCACAUUAAGCUCUGCGCUUGGCGCCUCACUUUCUCUUCUGCUAUCUCUCCUCCUGAUACCUUCAAUCUGUUUCAAUGAUAUUGUCAACAAAUCAACAGCGUCGGUGCUUGGAUUCUUUCAAAUUCUUGCAGCUGUUUUCAUAGCAAUUUCUCUGGUUCUCUAUCCGCUAGGUUGGAAUAAUGCUGAAGUGAAAGACGCCUGUGGGGAAUACGCCGGCCAGUUCAACUUAGGUCAUUGUCAAUUAGGAAGAUCUUUUAAAAAAUCUUUGCAAAACGUAAUUCUUGAUCCAGUUGCUGUACAGGUUCCUCAAUUUAACAAAACACUAUUCGACAGAAACUCUUCUAAAAACGACGAAGGCUAUUCUAGCCCCGUACUAGGUGAAUCAAACGUAGGAUCGUCUAGCAUUCCCAAAGAAGUUUAUAUCCACACUCAAGAAAUGGGAGACAACACUUCGCCCAAGAAGUUUCAGGUAUACAAAGUCGUUUUGACCGGAGGUCCAUGUGGAGGAAAAACAACUGGAAUGGACCGCUUGUUUUCUUUCUUCGAAAACAUGGGGUGGAAAGUUUUCACAGUGCCUGAAACAGCAACUAUACUUUUGGGUUCUAAAGUUAAGUUUUCCGAACUUAACGAGAACCAGGCUUUUGUUUUCCAAAAAGAUUUGUUGAAAACUAUGUUACAGAUUGAAGAUACCAUUUUCAACCAAGCACAUUUAGUUAAGAAUAGGAAUGUACUAGUUUUAUGUGAUAGAGGAGCAAUGGAUCCUUCUGCCUACAUGUCUAAAAAAGAAUGGGAUAAAGUCCUGGCAGAUCUGGAGAUUGCUGAAUUUGAUUUAAUCAACAAUCGCUAUAAUCAGGUUAUUCAUAUGGUUACAGCUGCAGAUGGCGCCCCUCAAUAUUAUUCUGUCGCAAAUAAUACUUCUCGGUCAGAAGGUUUAAUAGAAGCUAGGACGCAAGAUGAGAAAACGAGAAGAGUAUGGUUAGGUCAUCCGUAUUACGAUAUCGUUGAUAAUACUGAGUGCUCUAAGUUUGAAGACAAAGUGCUCAAAGCAAUACAGGUGGUUUGUGAUAGAACUGGGGUUGAUUCACAUGAUCGCUUGAGUAAAAACAGCAGAAAACGGAAAUGGCUUGUGGGUAGCAUUAACGAAAGCGAUUUUGUCAAAUAUGAAGAAUACGUUAUAAGACAUGAUUAUCUCCUAGCAGACACCCCAACCAUUCAAGUUCGUAUCCGCUCACGCACUCAGAUAAAUCGUGGCAAUAGCUAUUCGCUUACCACUCGAGUAUUUCAUGGUGAUACAAAAGAGUGCAUCGAAACAAGGAUGCCCAUCAAUUUUCGAGAGUAUACGAGGUAUUUAGGAAUGGCUGAUAAGAGUAGAGCGGCUCUUUACAAAAAAAGGCGUAUUUUUAUGGUGGGAAACCAGUAUUUCAAUCUUGAUAUCUACACUGAGCCAUUACCUCCAGCAGCAGAAAAAAAGCAUCUAAUGUUUUUAGAAACAUAUACGACUCAACCUAAAGGAAGUAAUCUACCGGCUUUACCCAAGUUUUUGCAGAUCAUAAAAGAAGUAACUGGAGAUUCGUCGUACAGUAUGUACUCUUUAGCAAAACUGCCUGGAGUUCAAUGUGAAAGAGACGAGUUCAUUGGAGCAUCAUCGUACAAGGAUGAUUGA